UCGUGCCCGCCGCCGGCAGCGGUGUCCGCCGCCAUGAGCGCAGGGCAGGCCGCUGGGGAGGCAGCCGAUGACUCCGCGCCCUCAGCGCUGCCCAGGGUUCUCUCAGCCCUCUUCUACGGGACGUGCUCCUUCCUCAUCGUGCUGGUCAACAAGGCCCUGCUCAGCGCCUACAGCUUCCCAUCACCAAUGUUCCUUGGAAUUGGACAGAUGGCAGCCACUAUACUUAUCUUGUAUGUGUCAAAAUUAAAUAAGUUGGUUCACUUCCCUGAUUUUGACAAAAGUAUACCUGUGAAGUUGUUUCCUCUGCCUCUGAUUUAUGUUGGAAACCACAUAAGUGGAUUAUCAAGUACCAGCAAACUCAGUUUGCCAAUGUUUACAGUGCUCAGGAAGUUUACCAUUCCACUUACUUUACUGCUGGAAAUCAUCAUACUUGGGAAACGAUACUCACUAAGUAUCAUCAUCAGUGUAUUUGCCAUCAUUCUUGGGGCUUUCAUAGCAGCUGGGUCUGACCUGUUGUUUAAUCUGGAGGGCUACAUGUUCGUAUUGCUAAAUGAUAUCUUCACAGCAGCAAAUGGAGUUUACACAAAGCAGAAAAUUGAUCCAAAGGAGUUGGGAAAAUAUGGGGUCCUUUUCUAUAAUGCCUGUUUCAUGGUGGUUCCAACAGUUAUUAUUAGCUUUUCUACUGGAGACUUUCAACAGGCUACACAUUUCCAGCACUGGACAAAUUUUUUAUUUGUCUUUCAAUUUCUUCUUUCCUGCUUUUUGGGGUUUCUGUUGAUGUAUUCUACUGUCCUUUGCAGUCAUUACAAUUCUGCACUCACAACAACAGUAGUUGGUGCCAUCAAGAAUAUAUCCAUUGCUUACAUUGGAAUGUUGAUUGGUGGAGAUUACAUAUUCUCUCUGCUAAACUUUAUAGGGCUAAAUAUUUGUAUGGCAGGAGGACUGAGAUACUCAUUUUUAACCUUAAGAGGAGCCAGCAAGCCUACACAACCUGAGGGUGAAGAGAAUACACUUCCAGAGUCAAGGAUUAGCUGAAAUGCCUGCCUUGAAGGAGACUGAAGAUGCAAGUUUGCUUAGCAUUGCUGAGAAUUAGAAUAAGAAUAUAUUGGAACGUAUUUGAAACAGGAAAAAAUAAAUCUACCUCGAUUGGCAUGGUUGUGCAUACAGCUCAUUGGUUGAAAAAUAUUCUGGCACACCAUGAUUUUUACAUGUGGACAAGUUUAGUUUUAGCUUUUUUUUUUAUAUGUAUAUGUACCACAAUCAAAUUCAUAGGAAGGAAUGCCAUGAGCAAAUCUCAAGUGGUGAAUUUCUUAAUUUACCUGUGCUUUGGUGCUAUUUGUUCUGCUUCUGUGUCUGCCAGUACACUCUGAGGCAAAACUGCCUGUAAAGAUUAUGAGGCUUGAUUUGCCCUUGCCUUAUGCAAUUUGCAGUCUUAAAUAUUAGUGAACGGAUGAAUGGAUGAAAGAUGCUAGUGAUCCAGAAUGAUUUUGCUCUUGUGCAAGUGACUGUAGAAAAUAUGGCACUAAGAGAAUAUAUGCCCCAAGACUGUCCCCUGUGUGUUGACUGAAGAAUUCAGGAUAUGGCUUAGUGCGUUGUUUAGGCAUUCUGUCUUAAUCUUUUCCUCACCCUCAGUAACAUCAUCAUGUUCUGCUGCAAUUGUCACUGUUACAAGUGAACCCUCAUAACUCUGCUGCAGGAUCAAGGAGAGAAGGAUAUUGAGAGAAGAUUUUUAUUUAGGCAUAUUCAUCUUUUUAUUGUGCUAUCUCCUCUUUUUGAUGCUGCAGAAAAGUGACACUACUAUAUACAAACUAUAUAGGGGAAACUGAUUGAUAUAUGGAAAGCCAACUUGUGUUUAAAUGAGGAGAAAGGGUUAGUGUCUUGUUGUGUCUUAUACAUGCAGUAAGAGCUUAUCUGGUACUAGUUUGUGCUUACAAUUCAGAAUAAGAAAUCAUAACAAACUCAAGGGUUUGCUACAAUGGGUAAGGCUGGUCCAGAAGUUUAAAAAAAAAAAGUCUGGAAUCUGUUUGGGUUAUGAUCUGGGACAAUAACGGCACUGCUCUGUAUCUUUAUUUCCUUCUCUGAAAGUACGGUUGAUAAUGAUUACCUGUGUCUCAUGAGGUUAUAGUGUUAAUCUUUGAAAACACCAUAGAAGCAUUAUAGCACUGGAGGACAGCAGAAUAAUUAAUCUUGUUGAAGUUUUCAACUCCCUGCAAGCAUGAGCCAAGAUUUUUAAAAAUAAUCAAAUCAAAAGAAGAUUUAGGAAGACCAUGACAUAGAACCAGGGUGAUCUAAUGACUUGUUUUAUCCUUGCUUGAAUUAAAAUACAGCUAAAUCUGUAAAGCAUUACUUUGUGUGUAACACAUGAAUUAUGAGGUCUAAGAAACGUGAGAAGCUCAGACCAGAAGUUUCAGGGAAUGACUGGGCUGUCCACUGCUUGUGUGGAUUUGAAUGGCAAGAGGAGGAGUCACUGCAAGUAAUAGAAGUGGAAUUUAAGGACAAAUCAAAGUACAAAGAGAAGUCUGGACUAAUCAGUUUUUCACAGCUGGCUAAGAGACGUGACUUCAAGUUUUAACCCGUUGAGCUGGAAAGCGAAGGGGUUGCUGCAGAUAUUGUAGAGAGAUCUUUUGUUUUUAAAGAUUUCCUUUAUCCUUACAAAGCCUUUUGUAUUUUUCAGUGCAUUCUUUUGUGGGAUUGCUCUUUCCUUCAGAUCAUCUCUACCUCCAGAAUCCUGAUUAUUGAACCUCAUCUCUGCAAUGGGACAAGGCAUUGGAAGGUUCUCAUUAAUUAUGAAAAUGUUACAGAAGCCAUUUGAUGGCAAUUCGAAAGUACAAAUAAUGGCACCAGCUAAAUAAGGUGUGGUUCCCACAAAGGGAGAGCUAUUGUAGCCAUUUAGUUAAUAAUUAAUUUGCUGUACCUUUUAUAAAUAAAGAGAUACCAGUUGUAGUUUCAACAA
This is a messenger RNA of Apus apus (common swift), 2953 nucleotides long. RefSeq names its product solute carrier family 35 member D2 (gene SLC35D2). The transcript has 12 exons. NCBI's taxonomy places the organism in Eukaryota, Metazoa, Chordata, Aves, Apodiformes, Apodidae. The record is from RefSeq and is a predicted model, not a curated record. Bases 34 to 1035 code for a protein of 333 amino acids. Gene Ontology annotation, cellular component: Golgi apparatus. Gene Ontology annotation, molecular function: antiporter activity; GDP-fucose transmembrane transporter activity.